CCGGAAGCGGCAGCAGCGGGCCGACGGUGGAGCCUCAUGGAGCGGCUCCGCAAGCUGUGGCGGGGCCGCACGAUGACCUUCGGCGUGCCGCUGCUGCUCUACAUUGUUGGAGGAUCUUUUGGACUCCGUGAGUUUGCUCAGAUAAGAUAUGAUGUCCACAAACUACAUGGCAAGGUUGAUCCUGCUUUGAAGGAAAAAUUGAAGCAGAACAAUGUGACGUUGGAAUCUGAAUAUAAGAAAUUGGAAAAAUCUGACUUGGAUAACUGGGAGAACAUCAGAGGACCCCAGCUGUGGGAAGAUUCCAGGACUGUUCAGAAGCAACGGCGAGAGGCUGCCCGUCUCAAGACAGAGUGAUUGAGCAAGCCUGCUUUGCUGCCUACGGAACCAAGUCUCAGGCUGGAGUACCUUAUGUUCUAAACCAGCAUCAGGAACAGAUUUGGGAUGAAGGAAUUGUCCUGAGCAAUUCAUGCCAAUAUGUAUAUAACUAAAUGCGAGAUCAAACCAAAAAGCACUAUGUUGUAUGAAGCUCUUUGUUUGCUUCUGUUUGCACAGAAUUCCACAGGCUGUAUAUGAGAGUUCUCAAUUAAAAAACAAAACAAAACAAAACAAAAAAACUGAUUUUGGGAAUAUCACAGUUUUUCAUUGUUUUUUUGACAACCACAGUUCAAAAGAGAGGUUCUUCAGCAAGAGUUCACAUUUCAAGAGUCAUUUCUCAGUGCCACAGUGAAAACAACAGUGCUGUCAUCUUGAUGUGUGUGACCAGAUAAGUGCUGCUUUGGAGAGCCCCUGCAUGACUUCAAGCUCUUAAGCUUGGCAGGGACUCCACAGGCAUAUGAACUGUUCGGAAACAGUGAGCUUGUUUUUGGCUAAAUAAUGUUCUUGUGUUUCAUUUUCAGGAACUUGUCUGUACAGGAGCAUGUGCAGAGUGUCAGCUGGUAAUUGGUCAAGUAGCAUUUAUUUAGCUGUGGGCUGAUUUUUUUAUUAGUUUAACUAUCAGUGUCUGCAUGCAGGCAAGACCUUUGUGUUGGAACUUCUCAGCUUAAGUUACCAAGACGUGUGCAGUUUUCAUGUGAGCAAGCAUUGCAGCAGCAUCUUCCUGAAGUACUGUGUAGUGGUAAAGGGCAUCUUAUGUGUAUGAUUACAUGCCUAUUUGUGCACAUGCUCAAAAAUGCUUACCUUUUGAUGAAUUAUUCUGAAACAUC
This is a messenger RNA of Lagopus leucura (white-tailed ptarmigan), 1202 nucleotides long. Its product is annotated as cytochrome c oxidase assembly protein COX16 homolog, mitochondrial. NCBI's taxonomy places the organism in Eukaryota, Metazoa, Chordata, Aves, Galliformes, Phasianidae. The record is from RefSeq and is a predicted model, not a curated record. The transcript has 4 exons. Gene Ontology annotation, cellular component: mitochondrial inner membrane. Gene Ontology annotation, biological process: mitochondrial respiratory chain complex IV assembly. The coding region runs from base 37 to 354 and encodes 105 amino acids.